Phragmites australis (common reed) is the source of this 439-nucleotide messenger RNA. RefSeq lists its product as uncharacterized. Bases 24 to 398 code for a protein of 124 amino acids. The transcript has a single exon. The record is from RefSeq and is a predicted model, not a curated record. NCBI's taxonomy places the organism in Eukaryota, Viridiplantae, Streptophyta, Magnoliopsida, Poales, Poaceae.
CAUUAUUUCGUCACCGUUGAUCCAUGGGCCUCGAAUUCGAGCUGCUGUCCGGUGAUCAGCUCCAGCCGAUCCGGACGGCCGCGGCGGCGGCGAGGGCUGCAACGACGACGCAGCCGGACGGCGACGUCGACGGGUGCGCCACGCCGACGUCCGCGGCUAACGUGCUGCUGGCGCCGUUGGUCUGCCCGCCGGCGCCGAGGAAGCCGAGGCCGCCGGCAAAGAGGAAACUGCAGCACCGACGCGGGCGCCGCUGCGGAUCGGCAGCACCGCCACCUGCGCCCGCGCUGUGGUUCAUCGCCGUGCCGCACGACGUCCUCGCCGCGGUGUUCGUCGCCCGGCCCGCCUCGGCGCGCCGUCCGCCGGCAGCCAAGAAGGUCCGCGUGCACGUCGUGGGCUGACGGACGGGAGCGUGCGUGCGUGCAUGGCAUGGUGCUUUCGU